Messenger RNA from Phytophthora nicotianae INRA-310, 557 nucleotides. RefSeq lists its product as hypothetical. NCBI's taxonomy places the organism in Eukaryota, Oomycota, Peronosporomycetes, Peronosporales, Peronosporaceae. The record is from RefSeq and is a predicted model, not a curated record. Bases 430 to 534 code for a protein of 34 amino acids. The transcript has a single exon.
UUUAAAACGAGUUUCUCAGCAAGGCAUUGACCGCGCAUUUGCAGUUGCACAUGAUGUGGCAGUUGUAAAACUACUAUACGAGAACGAAAAGAUCUCAGAUCAUGCAGUUACUGUUGCGUUCACGAGGUCGUUGAAUUCGUUAAAUCAACAUUUCAUCCCAUUCGAAAUCAUUAAAUUCUUGCACAAACUGCCGUGCAUUCCAUCGAGUUUGAUUGACGAGGCCUUCGUGCGAGCAGCGCAGGCUCAGAAAACAGAUACUAUCGAGGUUUUACGAGAUGACAGUCACCUCACCUCCAAGGCGAAGGGAGACGCAUUUGUAGAUGCAUUCAAGUGUCAAGGCGUCGAGAUAAUGAAGGAACUUUACGAAGAGAAGUGCACGCCCCCUUCGUCAGGUUGCUUUCCGUCGAAGAGUACGUGCCACGGGAAUAUAUGCACAAGACUUUCAUUGCUGCAGCACGACACGGGCAAAUGGCGAUUCUGGAAAUUGUUUAUGAGAAACAACCGGCGGAAUUGCGUGUUGAACGAUGCUCUUGAUGUGGCGGGGGCGAACGCCAAGA